UCUAAGGGAAGUUCUAAAAUAAGCAUUGGAGUAGCUGGAUACACAUCUCUUUCUAAUCACUUUAGUGCUCCGCUCCAAAGCAUCACUCCGCUUUUCUGGUUGUUUUUUUUUUGUAAUUAGAGAAGAACUACACCAUGGUGAGAAGGAUUUCAUUCUUCAUCUGUUCCUGUAUCCUCCUCCACUGGACAGGUGCAGAUAAUUCUACUUCUGAGGCGCCUGUUUCUUCAUCUUCAAGUGCAGCACCAGGUCCUGUUUCUCCAGAUAAUGCUUCAAGUGUAGAACCACGUCCUACCCCCACUGCUUUCACAAACCACUCUACUGAAGUCACUGAUAACAAGACUGCAGGUCCGUCUAAUGCAACAAGUGCAGCACCAGUUCCUGGUUUACCUUCAGAUGUAACAGGCAUUACACCAUCAAAUGCACUGACUACCGCAACUCUAGAGCCAAACACAACUAGAAACCAAAAUCACAACAGCACUUUUACCAGCCAUCAUCCUUCACUAACAAAACCAACCAUCACUGCAACAUCAAGCAAAACAUCUCCUGGACCCAAUAGUCAAGGAAAGCUUGCAGAUGAAUCAGAAAAUAGAUAUCUGUGGAUUCUGCUGCCUACUCUGUGUAUUGUACUGGCAGCAAUGAUAUACUUGAAAUUCAAGUGUAAAAAAGUCCAGCAUCGGCCAGAAAUGGCUGACAAUGGAACAGAGAAUGCUUCUUUCCAGAGGACAGACGGUAAAGACGGUGUUAUGCUGUUAGGAGUCAGUAAGACAUUAGUUGGAGAGGACAAUGCUGCAGCAAGAUAAGUGGAGUUCUGCCAGAGGAGAGGCUCACCAUUAGCCACAAAUCCACACUCACUUACUCUGAAUAAUGAAGAAUAAUGGCAGAGGAACUGAAGAGGAAAGGAUUGAUGAAAGCUUCCCACAAACAAAGGAUUUCUUACUUUAAGAGGAGUGUUUGUGUUUCAGGAAAUAUCGUGUUUGGACAUAUUCCAUUAUUUGAAUAAGAUAGUAAACUCUAAUUCUUCACGGCUUUGCAACUUUGCUGUAGUGUAAAGAAAAGUUGGUCGAGUGUGUUGCAGUAUUUUCUACACAUCAAUGUCCUAGUUUGUAAUUUUAUCUUUGUGACAUAAUUAAAAAUUGCCUGGUUUAACAUUUUUACAACAUCUUGAAAUAACUGAUUGGUCAUUAUUUUUGCUUUUUGUUAUUGUUAUUUUCAGCAAUUUUCUGAAGUAUUGUAUAUUUUUAUAAAAUUGUGCAUAACAAUUGUUAUUUUUUGGUCAGUGUAAUUUGUUCCUUGAAUCCAAUUGUUCUGCAUUUACUUUAAACUGACUGAUCUGUGUGAUGCUGUUCAAUACAACUAUUACUCAAUUUUUUUUUUAAAUGUAUUUGAUAGUCUGAAUUUGUAAGCAAAUAAUACUGUUUUGUACAUUUUUGAGAUUAAAGGAAGUUUAUAACUUCAAA
Molecule: messenger RNA, 1457 nt
Organism: Pimephales promelas (fathead minnow)
Lineage: Eukaryota; Metazoa; Chordata; Actinopteri; Cypriniformes; Leuciscidae
Source: RefSeq, a predicted model, not a curated record